CUUUUUGUCACGCCGUGUGACGAAGGGGGGGGGGCAAAAAUAGUCCACAAGGAGAAGCACAUUAAAUGAGACUACAAAUUUGAUGAAUUCACAAGCGACACAUUAGGGGGCCAUCCACUUAGUACGUACGCAUGGAGGGGGGAGUGGGGGGGGUUAACCCAAAUGCGUACCCUUGCGUAUGGGGGGUCUACUGACAAUGUGCGUACACAUAGGUAACGAAGGGAGGAGGUGAAGCCUCGAUAAUAAUUUGUCUACAUUGGCCUUCAAAUGAGCCACAGUUCAGUGUCUUCAGCUGUCACACAACAAGUACUAGCGGGAGAAGCGGGCCUGUGGGAGAGGUGCCACACUUUGUGUACCACCUGACUGCUCCGCUAUCUAUCACGCAGCUCAGCAAAAUAAGUGGCUAAGGUACACAACUUAAUUCUUUAAUACAGCCGGCGGUGGACUAUCUGUUUGCUUAAACGCGUUAAUGUUAUUAAUCCUUGAUCGUUGCUGCGUGGAUUAAUCAUCGGCCGUUCUAUCGGAUUCGGGUGGAGGGGGGUGCGUCAGGCGUACGUACGCAGGUUGGAGGGGGGGUGUAAAAAGUACGCGUGGGUACAGGUAGGGGGGGAGGGGCUAAGUUUUGACAGAUUUGUGCGUACGUGUUAAAUAGAAAGACCCAUAUUUGUCAAAUUAAAUAUAAGCGAGGUAAAUGCAAUUGUUAUUACCUGAUCCAAAGCCUGGAUUUCCUUAAAUCCCCCCCUCCCGCUCUCAACUGCCGAAUGGACGCGUCUACUCGCCUGGCUCCGCCCACUCGCCUAGCUCCGCCCACUCGCCUGGCUCCGCCCACUCGCCGGUAGUGACGUCACACACAUCGAGGCGGUCUGGUGAGGUUGACGCUCCACGUUUAAGCUCCCGACAACAACGCUAAGUUUUAGCUCCAGGAUAUUCACUGAGCUCCACUUACUACAGCUGCUUCGCCAUGGAGUUCAAGUUCUUCAAACUGCUCCUGCCGCUACUGCUGCUGCUUCUUGCGGGGUUCCAUCCUUCGGCUGCAAAGCCCGUGAUGUCCAAAAACAGCAUCAGUGCGCCCGAGGGAGUGGAGCCGGCGAUGGGAAUGUCCGGCUGGAUCCAGCGGAUGCGCGGCGUGAAAAUGACGACAGCUCCCCCUCGGACCAGCGCGACUGCAACCCCUCAAGCACCCGACAUUGUCCACAAAUCUUCAGUCUACAAGACGGUUACGUUGUCCGUCCUAAGUUCCAUUGGGCUGAUCACCCUGUGUGUUGGUGCAAGGCUUCUAUACUGGCGUUACGUGAGCCUUUCAGCACAGCCUGCAGAUGAUGGUGGCGAAGCCAAUGUCAUGAACAGUGAUGAAGAAGACGUGCCACCAUCACUCUGGAGCGAUAUCUCACGAGUCCUCACGGCAAUUCGCCAAUACAUAAUGCCGCAGCCAAGGGCCGUGGAUGAAGAAGGUGAAGACGUUGCACCAGGCGGGUGGUUUAUGGAGAUUCUAACUACCUUGGUGCAAAGCUUGAAGCCUGAGCCAGGGACCAGCAGCAGCACAGAUGGCAAUGGUGAUGCCCACAAAAAGUCGCACCAUAAGGCGAAGAACCUGAAGACAGGCAAAAAGAAGGAAAAGUUCAAGAAAUUCCUGGCAAAUAAGAGAACGCAAGUGAAGAAACUGCACAGCAAAUUCAAGGCGACUUUCAAGAAGAAAAUGCAAAAAUUAAAAUUUAGGAGGAAGCGCAAAUAG
Molecule: messenger RNA, 1732 nt
Organism: Petromyzon marinus (sea lamprey)
Lineage: Eukaryota; Metazoa; Chordata; Hyperoartia; Petromyzontiformes; Petromyzontidae
Source: RefSeq, a predicted model, not a curated record